Messenger RNA from Diuraphis noxia (Russian wheat aphid), 2587 nucleotides. RefSeq lists its product as uncharacterized. The record is from RefSeq and is a predicted model, not a curated record. Gene Ontology annotation, biological process: actin cytoskeleton organization; protein phosphorylation. Gene Ontology annotation, cellular component: nucleus; cytoplasm. Gene Ontology annotation, molecular function: protein serine/threonine kinase activity; ATP binding. NCBI's taxonomy places the organism in Eukaryota, Metazoa, Arthropoda, Insecta, Hemiptera, Aphididae.
UUCUAUACAAUUUUCAUUAAUUUGUCAAUUUUUUUGCGUUUUGCAGUGUACAUCUACAUUAUUAUUUGUUCUCAUAGUUUUUUCCUUUAUUUUUAUCAAUAGUACGGACAAUUGUAUGACAUUUAUUAACUAACCGUUUUGCGUGAAUGUUUAUAACUAAUUGUAUUAUUUAAUUUAACUUAAGCAUAAUUACUCUACCUAGUUGGCAGUAUAAAAUAAGUCRAAUUCCUAGAAUGGACGUGGAAUCAACUGAAAAUCCAGUUAUCAAAAUGUUAUGACAAAUCACGUGAUUACUAUGGAAGAGAAGGCUGAGUUUCAACUUAAAGAAGGAUGUCGUUUAAAAGGCAACUCUUGUUGUGCACUAAAGCAUGCCGUGCGUUCACUUACAAAUCUAGAUGAUUUUGUUAGUGAGCGUAUUGGUGAAGGUUUCUUCUCUGAAGUAUACCGUGUUACUCACCGAAACACUGGAAAAGUAAUGGUACUCAAAAUGAAUAUCAAACAGUCUAAUCGAUUCAAUAUGCUAAAAGAAGUGCAGCUUAUGAACAAGCUUUCACAUCCAAAUAUACUUGGAUUUGAAGGYGCUUGUGUAUAUAAAGGACAACUCCAUGCAUUGACUGAGUAUAUCAAUGGUGGAAGUUUGGAACAAUUAAUUGAGUCUGAUAUUGAACUUUCAUUUAAAGUAAGAAUGAAAAUAAGUCUCGAUAUUGCAAGGGGCAUGAAGUAUCUUCAUUCAAGAGACAUAUUUCAUCGUGAUUUAACAUCAAAAAAUGUUUUAAUUAAAAAAAAUGAAUCAACUGAAGAUCUAACUGCUGUUGUAGCCGAUUUUGGCCUAGCUGCAAAAAUACCAAAGAAAGGRCAAAGGUUACAGCAAGUUGGAUCACCUUGGUGGAUGUCACCAGAAUGUGUCAAAGGCAAUGUAUAUAAUGAAAGCAGUGAUGUUUUUAGUUAUGGAAUUGUGUUAUGUGAAAUAAUUGCCAGAGUGAAAGCAGAUCCAGAUAUUUUACCAAGAACACAAAAUUUUGGACUAGAUUAUAUAGCUUUUGUUGAGUUAUGUUCAUCUUGUCCUCCACCUACUAUGUUUCUUAAAUUAGCAUUUUCUUGCUGCCAUUUGGAUGCUAAAUCACGUCCAACAUUUAAAGAAAUUGUUCAACAGCUAGAAGAAGCAAUUGCUUUUCCACUUACUGUAAAUUCAAAUUUAUCUGGAUCACGAAGAUGUCCAGUUGUUACAACUCGGUCAAAUCCUUGCUCAACAGCGAUGGUAGAAGCACGAAGUGAAGAGUUCCUGCUACAGAAUAAUAGACCUGAAGAAAACAAUCACAAAAAAUUGUGUCAUAGUAGAUCAUUGUCAGAAGAUGAAGGUAUAUUGGCUUUUCCAGCACAUACAGCUCCAUCAGACAAAGCACGAUGUCAUUUUGUUCAACCUCUGCGUUAUGUGGGUGAAAGUAUGUGUCGUCAAGAUCCUCAUUACAAGCCUUGCCCGUCCAAAUCCAAUCCCUUUCAUAAAUUGGAUGCAAAGUUUCAAGGUGUUCGAAAAAUACUUGCUUCAACAAAUGGUUCAGAUUUAUUUUCAUCAUGUUGUGAACUACCGUCACCUGGGUAUGUGGAACUUGAUAGAAGGUGUUCUUUAAGUGUAUCAAGUGGUGGUACACUCAUUGCUGACUCGUCUACACCUAAAGGAAAAUAUAGAAAAAUUGAUAAAUCCUCAAAAAAAUGUCACUCUACAUCUUUACCAUCAUCUCCACUGAUGUCUAGAUCUAGUGGAAGACGGUGGAUGUCAUUAACAAACAUAGAAAAUACUGCUAAAAAAUUUCCUACUGUAACAGUUGAUUUAUGUUGGACCGAUCUCACAAUUCCUGUUAACUCUGGUGUAGCUAAUCUAAAACGGAGAGGCUCAUGUGAAUCUGGCUUCUACAGUAGUGUUUGCGAUGAUUUUUGCUUACCAGGACUUGAGUGCCAGCAUGCAACUAAUGCUUCAUCGGUGACAUUGUCAUCUGGUUCAGCUACAUCAUCAUUGUUCCUUGACUCCACUGGUGAUGAUCAUCAUCUUAGACCUGGCGGCUAUUGUUUUCUACACAAUAAUACACAUCAUAGUUCAGAUGAUCUAUCAACGUGUAAUGAAUGGGAAAACCAUCAAAAGACUAGACAUAUAAGUAAAAUUGUUGAGUAUUUUGAAGAAAAACAGAGUCAACGAGAGACACAAUCCUCCAUACGACCAAGGCGUUCAGGUCUUGUAUCUGGAGUUUUACGACGUGCAACAAACACUACUAGUCCAAAUGUCUGUGGCAAACGUAUUUUGGUUUGUGAAGGAGCUGUAAGGUCAAAACUAAAGCUUUUUGAUAGAAAAUAAAAUUUCUAUUCAGGGUGCUACUUACCAUUAAAUUUUUUUUAUUAUUAUAUUUUUUUUUAUGAUUGGUUGUUAUCCAAAAUUGUUUCAUCUAGUCAUAGGUUCUACAAAAUGCCAAAACAGUAUAAUGUAUAUUAAAACCAUUACAAUAUUUAUUUACAAUAGUUGCCAUUUGUUUCUUAUUUUUUGGUAAGCAUGAGAGGGUUUAAAUGUGUAUAGAAGUUAUAUGUGUAAUUUUUUGUU